Messenger RNA from Hydractinia symbiolongicarpus, 2164 nucleotides. RefSeq names its product interferon-inducible GTPase 5-like. The transcript is spliced from 2 exons. NCBI's taxonomy places the organism in Eukaryota, Metazoa, Cnidaria, Hydrozoa, Anthoathecata, Hydractiniidae. Gene Ontology annotation, cellular component: membrane. Bases 90 to 1328 code for a protein of 412 amino acids. The record is from RefSeq and is a predicted model, not a curated record. Gene Ontology annotation, molecular function: GTP binding.
UAUUAAACUUCUAAACGCCUAGCUGUGCAGAUCAAAAAUAAGAAACCAGACACAACAUUCUUUAUAUUAUCUCUUCGUAUUCUGAAAAAAUGGAUGAAGUAUGUUCCGAUCUUUUUACUGAGGACUACGUGAGAAGACAAUACACAGUAGUAACGCCCGACGAUGUGGAAGAUAUCAAGCAAAAAAUGGUAACAGAAGGGUUGGAUUUAGUAAAAUCCUACAUGGAGUCAAAGCUAGAUGGUUGGAAAUCUCAACCUCUCCAUUGUGGCAUUACUGGUUCCUCUGGCACUGGAAAAUCCAGCUUUAUAAAUACAAUUCGGGGUCUGACACCUCGUGAUGAGAAUGCAGCGAGUGUGGGUGUUGUGGAAUGUACAACUGAACCAACAUCUUAUCCAGACCCUAAAAAUCCAAUGUUGCAGUACUGGGACUUGCCAGGUGUUGGGACCCCGAAAUUUCCAAAAGAUGAAAGUUACCUAAAAAAGAUUGGUUUUGAAAGAUAUGAUUUCUUUUUGAUCAUUACGGCCAACCGAUUUAGCGAGAAUGACAUCUGGCUGGCGUCACAAAUUCGAAAGGCUAAAAAAAACUUUUUUUUUGUCCGAAGCAAAAUCGAUCAGGAUUUAAUUAAUGAGAAACGAUGUCGUGACAACUUUGAAGUUGAAGAUGUCAUGGAAGAAAUAAGAAACGAUUGUGUUAAAAAACUCCAACCAGAUUUUGACAACCCUGAUAUUUUCCUAAUAUCUAAUUUUCACCCACAAAAGUAUGAAUUUCCAUCCUUGUGCUUGAAGUUGAUUGAUGCACUUCCACAGCUAAAAAAAGAAGCGAUGACACUUUCGUUGCAAUCCUUGUCGGACACGAUGAUUGUAGAGAAAAAGAAAAUUCUUCAGAAACGAGUAUGGUACGUGUCGCUUAUGUCUGCUGCUGGUGCCUGCAUACCUUUUCUUGGUGCGUCCAUAGCAAUAGAUACGGCACUUAUCUUACAUGAGUUACAAUUUUACCGACAACAAUUUGGUAUAAGUAAAGAAACGUUAGCCAGUCUUUCAGAGAGAGUCCACUCAGACAAGAAAGACAUCCUCAACAACGUGCAAAUACUAACAUCUAUAGAUACAACUGAGAACCUUCUAAGUUUAUUUGCAUCCUUUUCGUCAAGCAUGGCCGUAGAAGAAGUUAGUCGAUAUAUUCUUGGCAUUGGAACAUUGAUUUCAAGUGGAUUAUCCUUCGCAACAACGUAUCAUAUGUUGAACGAUCAGUUGGAUCGUAUGGAAAGAGCUUCUAACGAAAUUAUGGCGUUGACUCUUGAAACAAUGAUUGAUGCAGACGAACUCGAUUAGAUACAAAUGAUUGUUUUGUUUGUAUUUUGUUUAUGUAUUUGUAAAAUUUUGUAUUUAAUUGAUUUCUACCGGCACUGAUCAGUUAUUUUUAAACUUAGACAACUCGGUAAAAAGCGUUGGAAAGAAAAAAAUAAUUUCUUUUCAAACCAAGAGGGUCAUGAUAUAUUUUCUUAUUGAUUUAUUUGUUUUUUACAGAUUCUAAUUAAAUUUUUUUUGUAAAAUCGAUAGCAUUGGACUGCCUAAUUUAUCACAAUGACGAUGCAUUUUUCUUAUUGUGUCACUUCUUAGAAGUUUUAAUAACUUUUAAUUGACUGUUGAGGUAUUACGUAGGUACAAACUUGUGUUAUUAUCUUAAUAAUGUUUCUUGUAUUUGCAAAAUAUAAAUAAGUAAAAAUAAGUAUUUCAUUGUUGGACCACCUAAGGACGAGGAAUAAAUUAUUUUGUAUUAAUGUAUAACUAGCCGAAAGCCAAUGGCUGGAGCACUACAGGAUGUCUUUAAACCAUUUGGUUUGUUGUUGCCUCGUCUAUGAAAUUAGUUCUAGCGGUUAAGUCAUUAAGAAGACAACCAAAAAAAGACAACCAUCAGUUAAACCGUAGUGAUCAUAUCGUCAUGAUUGUGCCCAGGCCCAUUUCGUGACUAUCAUAAAUGAAAUAACUUAAGUAAAAUGAUGAUUACAAUGCUUGCAGUAACACUUCGCGAGCGCAUAAGAUAUUAUUUUUUUCUUCAAAAUACUGAACACGACGUCCACGUCAUUGACCGGAUGCAUUAAGGUCUUAAAUCCAUUAUUUUUUAUUUCUCUAUUGUUUAAACAAUAUUGUUAAAAACAAUAGGUCUA